AUGUUUACCGGAACGAAAAAGUUCUGGAUUGACACAUCUGACAGAGUUGCUUGGGAGGCCAUGGCUGGCAUUCAAGAGGAUCGUGUUUCUUCAUACUCUGCUGAUGGGCAAGAACGUCUUCCUUCUGUUUCUAUUGCAGAGGAAUGGAUGCUAACAGUGUAUGCCUGUAAGGAUAGAGCUCUUUUAACUCGUUUAGUCUUUGAGCGAGGCAGCACUGAUGCAGCUGGAAAGGUUGCUGAAAUUAUGUCUGCUGAUUUUGUUCAUGAAGUGAUUUCAGCUUGUGUACCACCAGUUUAUCCUCCGAGGUCCGGCCACGGAUGGGCAUGCAUUCCAAUUGUUCCUACCUGCCAUGGUAGUUUCUCUGACAAGAAAGUACUUUCCCCCUCUUCUAAAGAAGCUAAGCCCACUUGUUACAGCCGUUCCUCAGCAACACCUGGAAUUCCUUUGUACCCUCUCCAGUUGGAUAUAGUAAAACAUUUGGUUAAAAUAUCACCUGUUAGGGCUGUCUUGGCCUGUGUUUUUGGUAGCAGUAUAUUGUAUGGUGGGAGUGACUCAACUAUAUCUAGCUCGUUGAAUGAUGAAGCACUGCAGGCACCUGAUGUUGAUCAUCAAUUUUAUGAGUUUGCUCUUGAUCAAUCUGAGAGGUUUCCAACUUUAAACCGGUGGAUACAGAUGCAAACCAAUCUCCAUCGAGUUUCAGAGUUUGCUGUAACAGCCGAGCAAAAGGCUGAUGAUGGCAAGGUUAAGCAUGAAGCAAGAGCCGCUAUUAAGAGGUUUCGUGAGAAUGACAGUGAUACUGAAUCAGAAGUUGAUGAAAUUGUUGGUAGCAAUAACGUUUCAGCAUCUUUAGCGGACCUCAGUGGUCAAGAUGGUGCAGCUCCAAACACUUGGCGUGAUUCUUUUAAAUCUGAAAAUGCAGAAGAUGAUACAAAAGUUUUCCUUUCUUUUGAUUGGGAGAAUGAAGACCCAUAUGAGAAGGCUGUGGAGCGGUAUAUUCCAUUCUUCUUGCAAAAUAUUAUUUUAUUUUGA
This is a messenger RNA of Pistacia vera, 1029 nucleotides long. RefSeq lists its product as uncharacterized. NCBI's taxonomy places the organism in Eukaryota, Viridiplantae, Streptophyta, Magnoliopsida, Sapindales, Anacardiaceae. The transcript has 3 exons. The record is from RefSeq and is a predicted model, not a curated record. Bases 1 to 1029 code for a protein of 342 amino acids.